Molecule: messenger RNA, 4888 nt
Organism: Onychomys torridus (southern grasshopper mouse)
Lineage: Eukaryota; Metazoa; Chordata; Mammalia; Rodentia; Cricetidae
Gene: Jakmip1
Product: janus kinase and microtubule interacting protein 1
Exons: 22
Coding region: 434-2941 (835 amino acids)
Molecular function (GO): microtubule binding; kinase binding; GABA receptor binding
Source: RefSeq, a predicted model, not a curated record
AGGGGGCGGGGCCGCACUGAGAGCCGGCUCCCGGCGCCCACCGAACUGCAGCCGCUAGUGUGCGGUGCCGGUCCCCGCAGUCCCCGCAUCGCGCAAGGGUCCCCAGCGGGCCGAGCCUCCUUGGCUACGGUCUAGGUUUUCUCUAUUUUUAUUUUUUGCAUGCAUUCAUUUUCUGUCCUGUCUCGUCCCUUCUAAGGCGGCGGCGACGGCGACAGCGGCGUAGGCACGCGCGCGGGGAGGGGGCGGCCGGAGAAUGCGGCGCUCGGCUGCUGCCCGGCUCGGGUCCGAGCGUCGAGCAGAAUCGCAAGUGAUGGUGUUCACGGAGGACAAGUGGAGCCCUGCACGACUGGUUAGCACAGCGGAGCUGGCAGCUGUGCUUGCUGGUGGGCGGGCGUGAACCUCAAGACCUCAGCGUCUCACUCCAAGAGGCAACAUGUCUAAAAAGGGACGCAGCAAGGGUGAGAAGCCCGAGGCAGAGACGGACUCUGUGCAGAUGGCCAAUGAAGAGCUGCGGGCCAAACUAACCAACAUCCAGAUAGAGUUCCAGCAGGAGAAGAGCAAGGUGGGCAAGCUGCGGGAGCGUCUGCAGGAGGCCAAGCUGGAGCGCGAGCAGGAGCAGCGGCGCCACACGGCCUACAUCUCCGAGCUCAAGGCUAAGCUGCACGAGGAGAAGACGAAGGAGCUGCAGGCGUUGCGCGAGGCGCUCAUCCGGCAGCACGAGCAGGAGGCAGCUCGGACCGCCAAGAUCAAGGAGGGCGAGCUGCAGCGGCUGCAGGCCACGCUGAAUGUGCUGCGCGAUGGCGCCGCAGACAAAGUCAAGACUGCAUUGUUGGCCGAGGCGCGCGAGGAGGCUCGCAGGACCUUUGAUGGCGAGCGCCAGCGGCUGCAGCAGGAGAUCCUGGAGUUGAAGGCGGCGCGCAAGCAGGCGGAGGAGGCACUCAGCAACUGCAUGCAGGCGGACAAGGCCAAGGCCGCGGACCUGCGCGCUGCGUACCAGGCGCACCAGGACGAGGUGCACCGCAUCAAACGCGAGUGCGAACGUGACAUUCGCAGACUGAUGGAUGAGAUCAAAGGGAAGGAGCGGGUGAUCCUGGCCUUGGAGAAGGAGCUUGGAGUGCAGACUGGGCAGACCCAGAGGCUGCUACUACAGAAGGAGGCUCUGGAUGAGCAGCUGGUCCAGGUCAAGGAGGCUGAGCGCCACCACAGCAGCCCAAAGAGGGAGCUCCCUCCUGGCAUUGGUGACAUGGCAGAGCUUAUGGGUGGCCAGGAUCAACAUAUGGAUGAACGAGAUGUGAGGCGCUUUCAACUAAAAAUUGCUGAACUGAAUUCGGUGAUUCGGAAGCUGGAAGACAGAAACACCCUGCUGGCAGAUGAGAGGAACGAACUGCUGAAGCGCUCUCGGGAGACGGAGGUGCAGCUGAAGCCGCUGGUGGAGAAGAACAAGCGGAUGAACAAGAAGAAUGAGGACCUGCUGCACAGUAUCCAGAGGAUGGAGGAGAAGCUCAAGAGCCUCACGCGGGAGAACGUGGAGAUGAAAGAAAAGCUGUCUGCCCAGGCCUCACUAAAGCGACACACAUCCCUGAAUGACCUUAGUCUGACCAGGGAUGAGCAGGAGAUUGAGUUCCUGAGGCUGCAGGUGCUGGAACAGCAGCAUGUCAUCGAUGACCUCUCACUGGAAAGAGAACGCCUGCUACGUUCCAAGAGGCAUCGAGGGAAGAGCCUGAAGCCCCCCAAGAAGCAUGUUGUGGAGACAUUUUUUGGAUUUGAUGAGGAGUCCGUGGACUCAGAAACAUUGUCAGAGACGUCCUAUAACACAGACAGGACAGACCGGACCCCAGCCACUCCGGAAGAGGACGUAGAUGAGACCACAACUAGAGAAGAGGCCGACCUGAGGUUCUGCCAGCUGACCAGGGAGUACCAGGCCCUGCAGAGGGCCUAUGCCCUGCUUCAGGAACAAGUCGGGGGGACGCUGGAUGCUGAGAGAGAGGCUCGGACUCGGGAGCAGCUUCAGGCUGACCUGCUGAGGUGCCAGGCCAAAAUCGAGGACUUGGAGAAGCUGCUGGUUGAGAAGGGACAGGACUCUGCAUGGGUAGAGGAGAAGCAGGUACUCAUGAGGACAAACCAGGACUUGCUGGAGAAGAUUUACAGGCUGGAGAUGGAGGAGAACCAGCUAAAGAGUGAAAUGCAAGACGCCAAGGACCAGAACGAGCUGUUAGAAUUCAGAGUGCUAGAACUCGAAGAGAGAGAGCGGAGGUCGCCAGCCUUUAACCUCCAAAUCACCACCUUCCCCGAGAACAACAGCAGCGCUCUCCAGCUGUUCUGUCACCAGGAAGGAGUAAAGGGUGUGAAUAUCUCUGAACUUAUGAAGAACUUAGAUAUCCUUGGCGAUAACGGGAAUUUGAGAAAUGAAGAGCAGGUUGCAGUAAUCCAAGCGGGAACUGUGCUUGCCCUGUGUGAAAAGUGGCUGAAGCAGAUAGAAGGAACAGAGGCAGCCCUCACCCAGAAGAUGAUGGACCUGGAGAAGGAGAAGGACUUGUUCAGCAAGCAGAAGGGCUACCUGGAGCAGGAACUGGAUUACAGGAAGGAAGCCCUUGACCAGGCCUACCUGGUAGGACCAGAAAAAAUCCAGGACCUGGAGGCCACCUUGUACAAUGCGCUGCAGCAGGAGCCGGGGAGAAGAGCCAGCGAGGCGCUGAGUGCCAGCCAGCGCGAGGACCUCCAGGCAGCUGUAGAGAAGGUACGCAGACAGCUCCUACGUCAGAGCCGGGAGUUCGACAGCCAGAUCCUGCGGGAACGAAUGGAGCUGCUGCAGCAGGCCCAGCAGAAAAUCCGGGAGCUGGAGGGCAAGCUGGAACUGCAGAGGCGCCAGCUGAAGGAGCUGGAGGAAAAGUUUUUGUUCCUUUUUUUGUUUUUCUCACUAGCGUUUAUUCUGUGGCCUUGACGACUCCCAUGCGCCGAGAACUCGGGCUAACCAGAGAGCUUUUGGAAUCACCUGAGUCCCCGUGGUGCCCCAUCCUCACUCAAACCAAAAUCUAACAGUGCAACAAGCUAUUCAGAGUCUGGAGCCAGAACACAGAACUUAUGCACAUUUGACAGUCACCUAAAGGGGAGGCCUGGGGACCUGGCCAGCCUCUGCCAUGGAACUCUGCAAGUCAAUGGGGCACCUCCCCAGUGUCCCCACUGUGGCAUCUUCAAGAGCCAAGGACAAAGAUGGAUCUGGAUGGCAGGAAUCUAAGUGCAAUUAGCUGAAACCCAGGGCAUGAGAGCUGCUGCCUUGGGGGAUAGGUGCAAGGCCUGCCCCCAUGCUGUGUGCCUCCCUGAAGGCACUGUGUGUGCCUAGAUGGAUACAGACACCCCCUCUGCCCUAUGUACAUAAAUCUCCAUGGACUGACUGAGUGUGUCCUUCUGGAGUCUGUCUGCCAGAGCAACCAACACAAUCUUUGGCUCCAGGCACAGCUGGACUUGCAGCUGGGGGCCAGCAAUAGAGAGUUGGAGUUGCCAGUGUGGGAGCCCUGAGGAUUGUAGAUUUGUUGAGGAAAACUGAAGGCCCCAACACACUUAUAGGUGUGACAGCCUAAGUCCCAGAGAAUGGCUGUGCCACAGGCCAGGGGGAAGUGAGGACUGAGAGAACAGGCCCAAGCUGCCUGUUGUAAUUUGUAGGGGCAUCCUAAAAAAGAGCUCAGGCUGUUAGAGCAGUACCCAGAGCCUCUGAGUUCAGAGGUCUGAGGCCAGGGGUACCCUUCUACCAUAGAGAAAAUUACCAUUAGAGCCUUCACUGCCCACGAUCCUCGGGAGAGAGUAGAAUCAUCUCCUCAGAUGUUGAGGCCUUCCCAGAGCACAGAGGGUAGGAUGGGGGUGGUGCACCCUAGGUUCCCUGGAAACUAGGUGCUGGAAGCCGACUUCCAGGGGAAAUUCCCUGAGAAGUAAAUUUGGGAUGUUCCUAUCAACCUAGGGCAGGUGAGGUGGGUCACGUCCAAAAGGUAUCCGCCUACGUGGCUAUCCUCUCCCACACUCGGGGCAGGGAGAACGUUCACCAUCAGAUCGACAGAGUGAAAGAAGGAUAUGAUGGUGAGUCCGUGUGGAGGAGCUUGUGGUGAGGGGAGUUGUGACAUGGUCCCAGCAGGCCAGAUGCGACCUCUUGCUGCGUAGCUGUUGGACCGAAUAGGUGGCGCCAUGAUUUCCUGGAAGCAAACAGUAUGACUGGAGUUCAGGUCAGGUCCAUGGAGGGAACCAUGGAGCGGGGACCUGAAUUGUAGGGAAGCCAUAUCCAAAGACAGAGUAGUGAGGACAGUGCUCUGUGCAGAAGGGGGCUGUCCAGAUAGAAGGUCGUCCCAGCAGACGUGAAGUCUCAAGCUUGAAGCAAACACACCAGGAUGGCUCAGAAGUGCUGAUUCUCUGCUGAAAUCCGAGUCCCCAAACGCCUAUGACCCACAAGCCCAGCCUCUGGGACUUACCAAUACUCAGUGGCUUAAUUAAAUUCCAAGGAACCUGUCUUUGACAACAGAAACAUCUGAGUCAUUGAGUGGCAGGAAUAUGGGCACCAGUAAGGAAAAUGGAAGGCAUGCUUGCUUUCCUUGGUAGGAGAUACGGGGGGGCACUAUUCAACUGACUUCUGUGGUCAGGUAUCCUGGGGCAUCCCAGAGAAUCAUGGAGAAGUUGGCCACUCUGUCCCUGCAACCAUAUGUCUAGAAUCCCUGCGGGCUGUUCUGGAGUGUGGCCCUUAUACCUCUGUCCAUACCUACUGUGAGGGAGAGGGCAGCCUCCUUGACUGCUUGGCUUUUUUCACUCAACACCUUAUGAGAUGGUGGCCUUAACUCUGCAGUCAGACCCAUCUGGGCACUCCCAGCUCAGUCAUGUCCCUGCUGCAGACAAACCGUGUUCUUGUGAC